Molecule: messenger RNA, 1361 nt
Organism: Aspergillus aculeatinus CBS 121060
Lineage: Eukaryota; Fungi; Ascomycota; Eurotiomycetes; Eurotiales; Aspergillaceae
Product: replication factor C subunit 2
Exons: 4
Coding region: 115-1284 (389 amino acids)
Biological process (GO): DNA-templated DNA replication; DNA repair
Cellular component (GO): nucleus; DNA replication factor C complex
Molecular function (GO): ATP hydrolysis activity; ATP binding; DNA clamp loader activity
Source: RefSeq, a predicted model, not a curated record
AGACGCGUUCCGACACGCUUUCAGGGCUCUCGCCGCCGUGUUCCCCGGGCAUCCCAGAGUAGCGUCAGCACCCACCAGUCGAGUAGUAUUCACCUCAACCUUCACCGAUUGGAGAUGGCUGCCAAUUUCUUCAGCAACAAAGCCCGGGCUGCAGCUGCAGCUUCGGGUACCUCCAAGCAAAAGCCAACGGAUGGAAAGGAUGAACAAGGUCGACAACAACCAUGGGUUGAGAAAUAUCGCCCCAAGACUCUUGAUGAUGUCGCCGCACAAGAUCACACCACCAAGGUUCUCCGACGCACAUUGCAAGCUUCUAAUCUCCCCCAUAUGCUUUUCUAUGGCCCUCCCGGUACCGGAAAGACUUCCACAAUUCUUGCUCUCGCAAAGUCGCUCUUUGGUCCUACUCUCUACCGCUCCCGCAUCCUCGAAUUGAACGCUUCCGAUGAACGUGGUAUUGGUAUCGUGCGCGACAAAAUCAAGAACUUUGCUCGUGCCCAACUCAGUCACUCAACAGGCAUGGGUGCGGAAUACCUUGCCAAAUACCCGUGUCCUCCAUUUAAGAUCAUCAUUCUUGAUGAAGCAGACAGUAUGACCCAGGACGCGCAGUCCGCUCUUCGUCGCACCAUGGAGCAGUACAGUCGGAUCACCCGUUUCUGCUUAGUCUGUAACUAUGUGACUCGUAUCAUCGAGCCGCUGGCGAGUCGAUGCAGCAAGUUCAGAUUCAAGGCUUUGGACAAUACGGCGGCGGGAGAUCGGCUGGUCCAGAUCGCCAAGCUGGAAAACUUGAGAUUAGAAGAGGGUGUGGUUGACAAGCUGAUCAGUUGUAGUGAAGGUGAUUUGCGACGUGCGAUCACCUAUUUGCAAAGUGCGGCCAAGCUGGUCGGGGCCGGUAGGGUCGAGAAGAAGGACGACGAUGAAGAUACGGAGAUGGCAGAUGGAAGCUCGGAAUUGAUCACUGUCAGGACCAUCGAGGAGAUCGCUGGUGUCGUCCCUGAAAGUGUUUUGGAUGAUCUGACCCGGGCUCUGCAGCCGAUGAAGGUCGGGUCAUCUUAUGAUGCUGUUUCCAAGGUGGUUACGGAUAUCAUUGCAGAUGGAUGGAGUGCCAGUCAGCUCCUUCUACAGCUGUAUCGGCGCAUGAUCUACAACGAUGCUAUUCCCGAUCUUCAGAAGAAUAAGAUCGUGACGGUCUUCUCGGAAAUGGAUCGUCGUCUGGUUGACGGGGCUGACGAGCACCUGACUAUCCUUGACGUCGCACUCAAAAUUUCUGGCAUCUUAGGCGGCGCGUAGUCGUCGAAGACGGCCAUACCACUACCUUUUAUUUUUCUCUAAGCUCUGAGCGACGUCAUUCGAUUGGCAGGCCUCGC